AUGUUGCUCUGCAGGAUUGUGCUGUUCUUCGUUCCCUGUGUUGGGCAAACUGGCUGGUUGUACCUCCGAACCUUGCCAGACCCCGUGUUUGAGGGGGACAUCCUGAUUCUGCAGUGCCAAGGAUGGAAGAAAGCAGCCCUGUCCCGGGUCCAGUUCUACAAAGACAAGAAAUUACUCCGCACCCCGAAGGCCAAAUGGAUUCUGCACAUGGGGACAGCAACACUGGAAAGCAGUGGCCAGUACAGCUGCACUGGGAAGGUGACCUUCAUCCCGCACCUGGGCACACAAAGGUCAGAGAUGACCACGGUUCAAGUCCAAGAGCUGUUCCCGCCUCCAGUGCUGAGUGCUGUCCCUUCUCCCGAGCUCCGUGAGGGGAGCCCGCUGACCCUGAGAUGCCAGACGGAGCUGCACCCCCAGAGGUCGGCCUCUAGGCUCCUCUUCUCCUUCCACAAAGAUGGCCGCACCUUGCAAAACUGGGGCCCCCACUCAGAGCUCUGCCUCCCAGAAGCCCAGGUGGGAGCGUCUGGGCUUUACUGGUGCCAGGCCACCCCUGAGGGUAGCAGGGUCCAGAAACAGAGCCCCCAGCUGGAGGUGAGGGUGCAAGCUCCUGUGUCCCAGCCUCUGCUCACCCUGAGACCCAGGUCCACUGGCCUUGCUGUGGGGAACGUGGUGGAGCUCCUCUGUGAGACCCAGAAUGGCUCCCCUCCAAUCCUGUACUCAUUCUACCUGGACAAGAAGAUCCUGGGGAACCACUCUGUGCCCCAUGGAGGAGCCGCCUCCUUCCCCUUCACUGUGAUGUCAGAGCAGGAUGCUGGUAGCUUCUCCUGCCAGGCGGAGAACAAUGUCUCCAAAGAGACAAGUGAGCCCAGGACACUGUCCCUGGAUGGUCCUCGGGGCUUGCCUACCCUCACCAGCAGCCCCUGGCUGGUUCCUUGUCUAUCUGUGAGCCUGCUUGGUGUGCUGGUCAUCGCCACUGCACUUGUGGCUUACUUCAGACCCUGGAGAAAAACUGGGCCCAUUCCAACCCAGAAUCUGCCCCCAGCCCCAGGUGGAGAGCAGCACCUACUGUAUGGCAAUGCCGGGCCUGCUGAGUCAGCCUCGGGGACCUGGGACACUUCUGUCAUCUACACCGAGGUGAAACACUCGAAGCUUGGUGAGGUUCCAGCCAGGGGACCGAAUACAAGAAGCAGGACCCACAGAGUUCCCCUUGGUAACUUCGAGGAGGUCCUCUACUACUGA
Messenger RNA from Odobenus rosmarus divergens (Pacific walrus), 1239 nucleotides. It is a transcript of the gene FCRL6, whose product is annotated as Fc receptor-like 6. Gene Ontology annotation, biological process: cell surface receptor signaling pathway. Lineage: Eukaryota; Metazoa; Chordata; Mammalia; Carnivora; Odobenidae. The coding region runs from base 1 to 1239 and encodes 412 amino acids. The record is from RefSeq and is a predicted model, not a curated record. Gene Ontology annotation, molecular function: transmembrane signaling receptor activity. The transcript is spliced from 9 exons.